Molecule: messenger RNA, 1270 nt
Organism: Neogale vison (American mink)
Lineage: Eukaryota; Metazoa; Chordata; Mammalia; Carnivora; Mustelidae
Gene: NFYB
Product: nuclear transcription factor Y subunit beta
Exons: 8
Coding region: 227-850 (207 amino acids)
Biological process (GO): regulation of transcription by RNA polymerase II
Cellular component (GO): CCAAT-binding factor complex; nucleus
Molecular function (GO): RNA polymerase II cis-regulatory region sequence-specific DNA binding; protein heterodimerization activity; DNA-binding transcription activator activity, RNA polymerase II-specific
Source: RefSeq, a predicted model, not a curated record
GAUUGGACUAAGGUUUUAAUCUUCGGUGGGAGGCGGGGAGGAUCUGCCGGGCCUGAGGAGCACUAGUCUUCGAGAACAAAGAAUUACGGAGCACCCACAAGUCGUAAUCUUGGCCAAAGUACUGUAACAAGAUCAUUUAAACAAGGUUGAAGUUGGGCGAAGAUUAGCCCUCCUUUUAGAAAGGUGUUCCUGAACACCGCUGACAACACGGUUCUGACAGUAUUUCAUGACGAUGGAUGGGGACAGUGCUACGACAGACGCUUCUCAACUGGGCAUCUCUGCGGACUACAUCGGAGGAAGCCACUACGUCAUACAGCCGCAUGACGAUACUGAGGACAGCAUGAAUGAUCAUGAAGACACAAAUGGUUCAAAAGAAAGUUUCAGAGAACAAGAUAUCUAUCUUCCGAUUGCAAAUGUUGCAAGGAUAAUGAAAAAUGCCAUACCUCAAACGGGAAAGAUUGCAAAAGAUGCCAAAGAAUGUGUUCAAGAAUGUGUAAGUGAGUUCAUCAGCUUUAUAACAUCUGAAGCAAGUGAAAGAUGCCAUCAAGAGAAACGGAAAACAAUCAAUGGAGAAGAUAUUCUCUUUGCCAUGUCGACCUUAGGCUUUGACAGUUAUGUAGAACCUCUAAAAUUAUACCUUCAGAAAUUCAGAGAGGCUAUGAAAGGAGAGAAAGGAAUUGGUGGAACAGUCACAGCUACAGAUGGACUAAGUGAAGAACUCACAGAGGAGGCAUUUACUAACCAGUUACCAGCUGGCUUAAUAACUGCAGAUGGUCAACAACAAAAUGUUAUGGUUUAUACAACGUCGUAUCAACAGAUUUCUGGUGUUCAACAAAUUCAGUUUUCAUGAUCGGAAGAAAUGAUGGCAUGGGGAGUGGAGAGAAGGGAAAGAGUCUGUACGAUUCUGGAAACAGAGACAUUAAGAAGGAAGUGACUGGGGAAACGAUGUCUCUUUGUAUAUUAAAUAGCUGUAAUGUAGCUUCCUGAUGCUUGACUAAUUGAGGUGUUAAUUCUGACUUGAGAAUCUUUUUCAUGAAUGAUUUUAAAGAAAAAUUUGGAUUUUAAAGGUAUUAAAAUAUUUUUGUUUUGUACGAGAGUUUGUUGCUCUGUAUGACUCCUGUAUGCAUUGUAUAUUGCAAUUUAUUACUGUCAGAGAUUUGUAGACAGUUUCUUAUUUUCAUAUUGAAUCAUGUUACUUUUGUAAUUCAAGUAAGCAGCUGGGUUAAUUCAUGAUGUUUGCCCUUUUAAUAAAAUAUAAGGGUAGAGUUCA